Equus quagga is the source of this 8738-nucleotide messenger RNA. RefSeq names its product serine active site containing 1 (gene SERAC1). The record is from RefSeq and is a predicted model, not a curated record. Bases 5508 to 7589 code for a protein of 693 amino acids. The transcript is spliced from 19 exons. Lineage: Eukaryota; Metazoa; Chordata; Mammalia; Perissodactyla; Equidae.
GAGGGCGGGCGAGGGCGCCGGCGAGGGGCGUGGGGAGGGCGGCGACGGGCCGCGGCCGGGACCCCCCCGCGAGGUCGCGCGGCCCCCGACUGGCCCGCUGACCCGCCGCCGGGUGUGAGGGCCGCUCGCUCAGCCUCGGCGGCCCGGCUCUUCUUCCCCGGUCGCCGCCCUUCUCUGGGUCCUCUGCGAGGCGCAGAGAGCACCUGCCGGUCCCAUGAGUGCGGGCGGGGUAGUCACGGAAAGAUGAUGACCAGGAGGAGGAAGGACUCUCCCCAUUCAAAUCGGAAGCUUUCAGACCGUGGCUUCUAGCUCUGCCCCGGGAGGUCGGGCAGGCCACAGCUGGUAUGGCAGCAGCUCCGUGAUCAUCGGGGACUCAGGCUCUGUCUUGCUCUUCUGCCAUCAUUAGCAUGCUGCCUCAUGGUUGAGAUGGACCCUUUAAUUCCAACUGCCACCUGCUCAUGGGAAGACGGAAGAAGAAAGAGGAAAGAUUGGUGAAAGGCACAUACUGUUCUCUUUAAGGACACUUCUCAGAAGUUGCACGUGACACGUCCACUUACAACCCAUUAACCAGUACUUAGUGACCGCACUAAACUAGAAAGAAAAACAGAUGAUGUCGUCUUUAUUCAGUUAUCUUUGUGCCCAGUUGCAAUUCAGGGGUUUUAUUAAUAAGAAUGAAGAGAAGAAUGGAUGUUUAGUUUCAGUCUAGUUUCUUCUCCAACCAGGGCAACGAAACUACCAUUAUGAAGCCUCUAGUACCUCCAGAGCCUUAUUAAAUUUAGUGGAAUUAUUGAAUAUUUGUUUUAUUUGGUACUCACAGUCUCUCCUUUUCUACUUUCUGUGUCCUCAGUCUGCUUCUCAGAAUUUCUCUUCUGUUCUCUGCAUAAAAUUAGUGUUUCAUACUUAAUGCAGUCACAAUCUUAAUCUAAAGACUUUAUAAAAAUAGAAAUUGACAAGCUGACUUUAAAAUUAUGUGGAAGUGCCAAAGACCUAGAAUAGUUAAUCUUGAAAAGGAAGAACAAAUCCAGGGAACUCACACUAGCUAGCUGCAAGAUUAAUUAUAAAACCACAAUAUCAAUACAGCGUGGUAGUUAUAUUGGGAUAGACAAAUAGAUCAAUGGAAUGGAAUACAGUCCAGAAAGAGGCCCAUACUUCCAUAGUCAAUUGAUUUUUGACCAAGGCACAAAGUCAGUUCAAUGAGGAAUGGAAAAUCUUUUCAACAAAUGAUGCUGGAACUAUCAGAUAUCCAUGUAGGAAAAGAAAAUGAACCUCGACUCCUGUCUUACGCAAUACACAAAAAUUAAUUUGAGAUGGAUCAUAGACAUAAAUGUAAAAUCUAAAGCAAAAUGUGUUUUAGACAACCCUUUUCUCAUAGGAGAGUAUCUGUCACUUUGACAUAGGCAGCAGUUUCUAAGGCAGGACAUAGAAUGCAAUAACCAUAAAAGAAAAAUUUUGAUUAAAGAUGUUAUGAAAAUUAAAACUUCUGUUCAUCACAAGAUGCCUUUAAGAAAUUGAAUAGGCAAGUCCCAGACUAGGAGAAGAUAUUUGCAGUAUAUGUAUGUACCUAUAUUUGAUAAAGGAUUUAUUUCCAAUGUAUAAAGAACUGGUAACGCAUUUAAAAAACACAAACAAUCCAAUUUAAAAAAUAGGCAAAAGAAGGGACUCCACAGAAAAAUAAAUGUAAAUGGCUAACAUGAAUAUUAAAAAGUGCUCAACAUUGGUUUUCUGGGAAUAGCAAAAUAAAACCACAAUGAGAUACUACCAUGUACCCCCAUUUAGGCUGAAAUCAAACAGGCUGACAGCAUCAAGUAUUGGGAGGAUGUGGAACAACUGGAACUUUGUACUCCAGCAUUACUGGUUGCAGGGUGAAAUGGUACAAUCAUAUUGGAAAAAUAUUUGGCAGUAUCUUAUAAAGUUAAACAUAAAUCUGCUCUGUGACCCAGCAAUUCCACUCGUGGGUAUUUACCCAAGAGAAAUGAAAACAUAUGUCUGCAAAAAGACUUGCAUCGGAAUGCUCACAGUGGCCUGUGGUAGGCAGAAAAACGGCCCCCUAAAGAUGUCCAUGGCCCAAUCCCUGGAUCCUGUGAAUGUGUUACAUGACAUGGCAGAAGGGACUUUGCAGAUGGAAUUAAGGUUACACAUCUUAAGGUGGGGAGAUUAUUUUAGAUGAUCCGGGAGAGCCUAGUGUAAUCACACAGAUACUUAAAAGUGGAAGAGGAAAGCAGAAGAGUCAGAGAUUUGGCAAUGUGAGAAGGAUAAGCUUUUGCUGGUUCUGAGAUGUAGGGGGGCUCCCUGUAAAGACCAGAGAGAAGCCUCUGAGAGCUAAGGGUGGCACCCGGACAACAACGAGCAAGGAAACGAGGACCGUAGCCCUUCACUUACAUGGAACUGAAUUCUGCCAACAACCUGAAUGAGCCUGGAGGUGGAAUCCCCCCAGAGCUUUCAGUAAGGGAUGCAGCCCCCCCUAACACCUUGGAUUCAGCCUUGUCAGACUUAGAGCAGAAAAAGUCUGUCUAAAAUAGUGGCGAGGAAUCUGCAUUUGAAUAAUCUGCAGCUAAUCCUAGGAUGACAUUUUGAGAAACACUGUUUUAUACACCAUUUGCAAUAAGUUCCCCCAAAACUAUAGUUUCAGUUAAUAAUGUGGUAAUGACUCAAAAAUGUGUAUCUAUAGCUUAGACCUCUUUGCUGAGCCCACGUAGCUUAAUGGACGUCUUACGUGAGUAUUUUACAAGAAGCUUAGUCUCAGCGUGUUGAAACUGGGAAUUCAUCUUCUUCCUCAAAUCCAUUUCUCUUCCUGUAUUUCCCUAUUUUGGUAAAUGUUGUCCUUAUAUACUUAGUAAUCCAAACCACAAACUGAGAAUCAUAAUUGUCUCCUCCCUUUUAUCCAUUACCCUCUCUUAUCCAAUUGUUUAUUAGAUUCUGUUCUCUUACUAUCUUCUUAAGUCUUAUCGGUUCCCUCUAUCUCUUAUCAAUUGUUUAUUAGAUUUUAUUCUCUCAAUAUCUCCUUAAGUCUGUUUCUUCUUGAUCAUUCUCAGAGCCACUUCCUUAAUUCAAAUACACGUUUCUCCCUGAUUAUCGUUAAAACCCUCCCAAUUAGUUUUUCCCAUCUCUGCUUUGCCUCUUCUCCAACCUAUUUUCAAUCUUGUCAAGUUUUCCAAAACAAAAUUUUUUAUCAUGUUACUCCAUUUGUUAAGGUUAAUCUCCUAACAGCUUCCCAUAACUCAGGGUAAGCCUCAGACUCUUUGACUUAGUUAAAAAGGACUUCCAUGAUCUGACUAGCCCCUGCCUUCAACAGUCACUCCUUUGUUAGUAAUCAACAGAAUGAGUCGUAUUAAAAUCAGUAAGGAAGAGAAGACCUGAAAAACACUGUGAACCAAUUAAUAGACAUUUUAGGACUCUCUACCCAACAGCAACAGAAUAUACAUUUUUUUCAAGCGCAUAUGGAACAUUCACCAAGAUGGAUCAUAUUCCACAUCAUAAAACAAACCAAGAUUUAAAAAAAAGGAAAAUAUGCAAAGCUUGUUCUCCAACCGCAAUAGGUUUAAGCUAAAAAUCAAUAACAGAGAUAUCUGGAAAUUCAUAAAUAUUUGGAAAUUAAACAACACACUUCUAAAUAUCCCAUUAGGAAAAAGGAGCUUGCCACCCACUUCCAAAAAAAUUGACCAUGAAAACCCCAUGAAUAGCAGCGGAGCAUUGUCUGAUAUUACGCUGGAAGAUGAGAGGAUGGUGCAAAAAAAGGACCAGGCAGGGCCCUGCUCUCCUGUACACAGGAGAGCACUAGGAGUCAGAAUUAACUCGACGGGACUAUCAACAACGAAAGUAUCCCAUGAAUCAAAGAGGAAGUUGCAGUGGUAUUAGAAAAUUAGAAAAUAUUUUUAACUGAAUGAAAGGAAAAACACUCAGCAUAUCAAAAUUUGAGGGAUGCAGCCAAAUCAGUGCUUAGAGGGAAAUUUUUAGCAUUAAAUACUUGUGUUAGAAAAGAAGAAAUCUUAGAUCAAUGAUCUUAGCUUCAAUUUUAAGAAACUUAAGAAAGGGGAGUUAGUUGAAAUCAAAGCAAUAAAGUCUAGUAAAAGAACACAAGUCGAUAAAAUCGGUAAUAGGAAAACAAGAGUAAUUCAGUAAAGCUAAGAGCUAGUUCUUUGAAAAUAUCAAUGAAAUUGAUAAGCCUGUAGCCAGACUGGCUAAGAAAAAGAGAAGACACAAAUUGCCAAAAUCAGGAAUGAAAAAGAGGACAUCACUUUAGACCUAACACCUUAAAACUUUUUAAUGGAGAAGAAAUGCCAGUUCUAUAUAAUCUCUUCCAGAAUAUAGAAGAAGAUGGAACACUUACCAACUUAUUUUAUAAGACUGGCAUUACUUUGAUGUGAAAACCAGAGUAAUCACAAGAAAACUAGAGAUUAAAAUCUCUCAUGCAUAGACUUUAAAAACCUGUCUGAGUUACUGAUAGAUCAUGCAGACAAAAAUUAGUAGGGCUGUAGAAACUUUUAACUACACGGUUAAUAAACUUGAUAUAAUAGGUAUUCUAAAUUUUGCCCAUAACACAGAAUAAGUUUAUGUGAUACAUUUGUAAAUAUUGACUGCACCCAGGUGACAAAGCAAAUCUCCACAAUUCUAAAGAAUCCACGUCAUGUAGCACAAUAAAAAGGUAAUCUUUAGAAGUUUCAUGUUUGGAAACAAAAAACAAUCCUAAACAAUUCCCAGAUUAGAGGAAAUUGUAGUGGAAAUAUCAGGACUUGUGAAAUUGAGGCAAAGCAAAAUUUAGAGGUAAGUUUGCAGUCUUAAAUGCGUUUAUGAAAGAGCAAGAAAUGCUCAUUAUAUAUUAGGUAAGCAUUAUUGAACAAGUUAGGAAAAGAACAGGGUGAAUCGAAGAAAGGAAGAAGAAAAUAAUGAAGAGCAGAAAUAGAAAAGAAAACACAAUACAAUAGAGAUGGUCAGCAAAACCAAAUGAAAAAUAAGCAGUUUUUUCUAUUAAUAAACUUCUAGAAGACUCCUCAAAAGUAAAAAAGAAGAACCACAAAUAGUGCUAGGAACAGAAGAAGGUAGGCAAUUUUAGGGAUAAAAAAUGGGAAUAGCAUGAACAACUUUUUGCUAAUGAUUUUGAAAACUUAAAUGCCUAUUUUCUUGAAAAAUAGAUAUUAUCAAGACUAAUUCAAGAAGGAAGAAAAUCUGAAUAAACCAGUAAUUACAGAAAUAACUGACUCUAAAAAAGAGGCACCUUAGCAACUGAAUGCCAUGUGUGGAUCUUGUUUAGAUCCUAAUUCUAACAAACCAAUAGUGCAAAACAAAAUAAAAGAUUAUGAAAUAGUUGAAACACUGAUUGGAUAUUGGAUGAUACCAAGGAAUUAUUUAUAUUUUUGGACAUAAUGAUGGUUAAUUUUUCUUUUUUUAGGAUAUGCAUACUAAAGAAUUUAUAAGCGAAAUGAUACUACAUUUUGGAUUUGCUUCAAAAUAAUGGAGUGUCUUGGUGGUGGAAAGUGAUGUGGGAUAUAGCGUAGAGCGCACUGUUCAGUAUGAUAGCCACUAGCCUUAUUACAGAUGUAGGACAUGUCUAUCAUGCAGAAGUUCUUUUGGAUAAAGCAGGAAUAGAUGACACAAGAUUGGCCAGUGUUGAUAGCUUUUCAAGAAUGUCCCUGGCUGCUUAUUGUGUCAUCUGUUGCAGAAGAAUAGGAACUUCAACUCCUUCACCAAAAAGCAACACAUACUGGAGAGAUGUCCGAAAAAUAAUAAAGUUUACUGGAUCACUGAUUUUAGGAGGUUCUUUAUUUCUUACAUAUGAAGUCCUGGCGCUGAAGAAGUCUUUGACAUUAGAUACUCAAGUGGUAGAAAGAGAAAAAAUGAAGUCAUAUAUAUAUGUGCACACAGUUUCUUUAGAUAAAAGAGAAAAUCAUGGAAUCACCUACCAGGCAAGAAAAGAGCUUCACAAAGCAGUAAGAAAAGUAUUGGCAACAUCGGCAAAGAUAUUAAGGGGUCCAUUUGCUGACCCUUUUAGUACAGUUGACGUAGAAGAUCAUGAAUGUGCUGUGUGGCUGCUCCUGAGGAAGAGUAAGUUGGAUGACAGGACAGCACGAUUGCAGGCUGUGCAGGAAAUGUCAGAGACCCACCACUGGCAUGAUUACCAGUACAGGAUAAUCGCUCAAGCCUGUGAUCCGAGGACUCUUAUUGGUUUGGCACGAAGCAAAGAGAGUGAUCUUCGCUUUUUUCUCCCACCACCUCGUUUGCCAUCUUUAACAGAAGAUUAUUCCAUUGAAGAAGAGCUCAGACAGUUGCUGGCUUCUUUACCUCAAACGGAGCUAGAUGAGUGUAUCCAGUAUUUUACAUCUCUGGCUCUGAGCGAAAGCAGUCAAAGCCUAGCCGCUCAGAAGGGUGGCCUGUGGUGUUUUGGAGGAAAUGGACUUCCUUACGCUGAAAGCUUUGGAGAAGUUCCUUCAGCUACAGUGGAAAUGUUCUGUUUAGAAGCUUUAAUAAAACAUUCUGAGAUGCCUACACACUGUGAUCAAAUUGAAGCAAACGGAGGCUUGCAGCUACUUCAGAGGCUGUACCGACUUCACAAGGACUGCCCUAAAAUACAGAGAAACAUAAUGCGCAUCAUUGGAAAUAUGGCCUUGAAUGAGCAUCUUCAUUCUCCUAUCGUUCGCUCAGGCUGGGUCUCCCUGCUGGCCGAAGCCAUGAAGUCUCCCCACAUCAUGGAGGCCUCACACGCCGCCAGGAGCCUGGCUAAUCUAGACCGAGACACCGUGAGAGAGAAAUACCAGGACGGCGUGUACGUGCUCCACCCCCAGUACCGCACGAGUCAGCCCAUUAAAGCAGAUGUCCUUUUUAUUCAUGGCCUGAUGGGAGCAGCGUUCAAAACAUGGCGCCAGCAGGACGCUGAGCAGCAGGGUCCAACUGACGAGGCUUCAGAGGACGAAGCCAGGCAUACGACAUGUUGGCCCAAGACGUGGUUAGCGAGAGACUGUCCUGCUCUCCGAAUUAUAUCUGUGGAGUAUGACACCAGCCUCAGUGACUGGAGAGCGAGGUGCCCGAUGGAAAGAAAGUCCAUUGCAUUCAGGAGCAACGAACUUCUUAGGAAGCUCAGAGCUGCUGGUGUUGGGGACAGGCCGUUGAUUUGGGUGUCACAUAGCAUGGGAGGUCUUCUUGUCAAAAAGAUGCUGUUGGAGGCCUCUAAGAAGCCAGAAAUGAAUACUGUUAUAAACAAUACUAGAGGAAUCGUUUUUUAUAGCGUCCCUCAUCAUGGGUCCCAUCUGGCUGAGUACUCUGUUAAUAUUCGCUAUCUUCUCUUUCCCUCACUGGAAGUCAAAGAACUCAGCAAGGAUUCUCCUGCACUUAAAACACUACAGGAUGACUUUCUGGAGUUUGCUAAAGACAAGAACUUCCAGGUGCUGAAUUUUGUAGAAACACUGCCCACCUACAUUGGCAGCAUGAUCAAACUCCACGUGGUGCCCGUGGAAUCAGCAGAUUUAGGCAUUGGAGAUCUAAUUCCUGUGGAUGUUAACCAUUUGAACAUUUGUAAGCCAAAGCAAAAGGAUGCUUUUUUGUACCAGCGUACCUUACAAUUCAUCCGUGAAACUUUAGCCAAAGACCUUGAAAACUGACUCUUAUCUUCCAUUUUUCAUAUGUGAACACAGUGCAAGAAACUUGGUGUUGUCUUUCUCUUUCAGCUCUAAGCAAUCAUGCAGACAUAGUCACUAUGGCAUCCACUGUAGUGGUCUGGGGUAUCUCGCAGGCAACAGAAUAUUGUUCUCAGUUCACGCGCUGUAAAGCACAAACAUGGAAGUGGCGACCAGAGAAUGAAGGCUAGACUGGAUUCUUUUGAUUUACAAGCAGUUCCACGUGUGCCAGUUGAUGCUUGGCAUUGUUGUCCUGGUGACAAGGAGCAAGCUGCUGUGGAUGGAGAAUGCCUUUUGUUACCUGUGGCUGUUUCCAGCUCGUGCUAGGAGGAGCACCAAUGGCUUCUGAAGGGAGAGCCAUCACCAAUGCCAUAAAAACCCCAUUUGGAGAGUACCUAGAAUGAACUAGAGCAUAAAAGACUGCUUUGUUCUGGGUUUCCGUGUGCUGCAAAUUUUUUAAAACAUGUCAGUGUAAGCCUUUGUCUAACGUGUUAACUUUGUUGGACCUGUUGUCAUCCAUGGAGCAGUUCCUUGUAAGUUUUUAUUUUCGUAUUGCUGAGAACAAAUAUUCCUCUUUUUAAAAAAACUCUCUAGUAAUUCUUUCCAAACUGUUGCUACCUGUACGUUUAUUUUUUCCCAGAUAAAGUAGCUAAUCCAUUAUUGAUCAGAGUGUGAAAUAAAAGUGUUCUAAGCUAUUAUAUAUAUUAGUGAAUACUUAGUAUUGAGAUUCUCACAUUCUUUUUAACUAAUAAAGUAUUCCUUUCUUUCCUGCUCAUUUGAAAUUGGCAUUAACUGACCUCCAGCAUGUGAGAAACAGGAAAUAACAUUGAUGACUUUUGCUUUUUUUAAUAACAGCAUUAUUGAGCUAUAUAAAAUUCACCCUUUAACAUCUACAGUUCCUUGAUUUUUAAUAUAUUUACAGAGUUGUGCAACCAUCACCACUAUCUAAUUUCAGAACAUUUCAUCAUCCCAAAAAAUAACCCCACACCCAUUAGACUUCACUCCUCACCUCCUUUGCCCUCAGCCCCUGGCAUACACUAGUCUAUUCUGUCUCUGUGGAUUUGCCAGUUAUGGACAUUUCAUAUAAAUGGAAUUAUACAAUACGUGGCCUUCUGUGUCUGGCUUCUUUCUCUU